This is a messenger RNA of Closterium sp. NIES-67, 1538 nucleotides long. Lineage: Eukaryota; Viridiplantae; Streptophyta; Zygnematophyceae; Desmidiales; Closteriaceae. The record is from the annotation of a GenBank genome assembly.
GCCGUCUUUUGGACCGAGGAGUUUAGACCAUCAUCUCCAUCUCCCCGACAUCCAUAGACUAGGUCAUCCUUCUUCCAUCCGUCCAUCCCUUCAUCCGUCAGACGUCACGCCAUUCCCUCAUCCCAGCACGCUCCACUCCUCCUUUUCUCGUCACUACGCCUGUUCUUCAUCCCACCCGACCCCUCCCUCCACGACCUUUCCAACUUCUCCACUUCUACUCGCCGUUUUCCGUUCCUUUCUCCGCGAUUGACAGAAAGCGUCGAUCACUCUUCAGUACACGCGCAGUCGCGGCCGAUCGGUACGACACGUGCCGCAACGUGACUGGGUGUCGCCAUAUCCGCCGAUAAAAUGGCGGCGUCCUCGUCUCUGCUGCAAGCGGGCUUCAGAUCCGCGCGAGACGCGCUGACUCGCGGCAAUCAAUGCAGCCUCCUUGCUGCCAGAAAUCUCCUCCCGCGAUCGCUCCAACAUCAGGAGCGCGCUGAUUUCAGCACGGAAAGUGCCGCUGGGCAAGAGACAUCCCCUGAGCACCCUGCUGUCAUCGCCCCAUCGCUUGCUGCUAACGCUGCUGGUACUGCUGACGCUGCUGCCGCUGCAGACGCCGCAGACGCUGGUGUCGCUGGUGGUGCAGAGAAAGGGUUCGAUGCUCGGCCUCGCCCUUUGCUGGUGAAGCUGCUGAAUGCGCCCCGCCACGCGCUCAAGGAGGAGGUUCUGCGAAAGUUCCAUGGCUGUGGGCUGACGUCAGCGGAUGUGUUCACUGUGCUGGAUGACAGACUGCGCACGCUGCACUGGCAUCUUGAAUUCAAGUCAACAGAUGCAUUCAAAAAGGCACAAGCUAUACUGGGUGCUCAAAACAGGCUGGGCUCGCGAAUCCUGCGCCUAGAAGAGUAUUCCUCCAGGGACCAUCAAGUGGCAUUUCACAACAAGCAUCACAACCCAGACCUAUGGGGGUGGAGGGAUGUGUCGCUCAUCAUGAUGGGGCUGCCUGACGAUGUCAAGACGGAGGAGAUCGAGCAGUUCUUUGAGGACUACAUGCUCCAGCCGCCGUCCGUGUACCACGUCAGACUUCAGCACAUGGGCGUCAAGACGCCAGUGCGGCUGCGCAUGAAGGGUGAGAUGCGGCCGAUCAUAGACCUGGUGGAACGGCGGGCGGUGGUGCGGUUCGCGGACCAGAGGGAGGCGCUGAGGGCGCUGAGGGAGAAGCACCGGGAAUUCCUGGGAGAUAGGAUGGUUGAGCUCAGGCUUCUACAAUGAACGCGUAACACUGUAGCUGUGAUGGAGCGGCGGCGGUGGGCGGUGGUGAGAUACGUGGACCAGAGAGAGGCGCUGAGAGCACUGAGGGAGAAGCACAGGGAAUUCCUGGGAGAUAGGAUGGUUGAGCUCAGGCUUCUACAGUAGUUGUGUAACUAAGAUACACAUUCUGUAGUGAAAACAUGAUUGAAGAUGACCUCGAAGAAUGAGCGACAGAUGGAGCGGUCUACAUGGCAUUGUUGUUAACGUGAAUGAAUGAUAAACACAUGUGGAACAAGGGAGAUAUAUGU